AUGGAGGAACUGAGCAGCGUGGGCGAGCAGGUCUUCGCCGCCGAGUGCAUCCUGAGCAAGCGGCUCCGCAAGGGCAAGCUGGAGUACCUGGUCAAGUGGCGCGGCUGGUCCUCCAAACACAACAGCUGGGAGCCAGAGGAAAAUAUCCUGGACCCAAGGCUGCUCCUGGCCUUCCAGAAGAAGGAACACGAGAAGGAGGUGCAGAACCGGAAGAGAGGCAAGCGGCCCAGGGGCCGGCCGAGGAAGCACACGGUGAUGUCCUGUAGCCGCCACUCCAAGCUCAAGGAACCCGACGCACCCUCCAAAUCCAGCAGCUCCUCUUCUUCCUCCACGUCUUCCUCUACCUCCUCUGAUGAAGAGGACGACAGUGACUUAGACGCCAAGCGGGGUCCCCGGGGCCGCGAGACCCACCCGGUGCCUCAGAAGAAGGCCCAGAUCUUGGUGGCCAAACCCGAAUUGAAGGACCCCAUCCGGAAGAAACGAGGCCGCAAGCCCCUGCCCCCGGAGCAGAAGGCAGCCCGGAGACCCGUGAGCCUGGCCAAGGUGCUGAAGACCGCCCGGAAGGACCUGGGGGCGCCAGCCAGCAAGCUGCCCCCUCCGCUUAGCGCCCCCGUGGCAGGCCUGGCCGCUCUGAAGGCCCACGCCAAGGAGGCCUGCAGUGGCCCCAGUGCCAUGGCCACCCCGGAGAACCUGGCCAGCCUGAUGAAGGGCAUGGCUGGCAGCCCCAGCCGGGGCGGCAUCAGCUGGCAGAGCUCCAUCGUGCACUACAUGAACCGAAUGAGCCAGAGCCAGGCCCAGGCCGCCAGCAGACUGGCCCUCAAGGCCCAGACCGCCGGCAAGUGCGGCCUCGGGCUGGACCUCAAGGUGAGGACGCAGAAGGGGGAGCUGGGGAUCAGCUCCCCAGGAAGCAAAGUCCCAAAGGCCCCCAGCAGUGGGGCUAUGGAGCAGAAAGGGGGGGGUACAGGGGGGCCCCCCUAUGUCCACAGUAGCAGCAAGGGCCCUGCUGGGUGCCUGGGCCCCCAGCCUGCACCCACCCAGGAGCUGAGCCUCCAGGUCUUGGACUUACAGAGUGUCAAGAACGGCACAGCGGGGGUGGGCAUGGUUGCCCGCCAUGCCACGGCCAGCAAGGGCGUCCCUGCUACCUGCCCAGCUGUGGGGAAGAGCGCCGGGGGCGGCCCCGCGGGGGGGAGUGGGGCCACCAUGCCCUCCGACAGCAGCAAGAGCGAGAAGCUGCCUUCCAGGGUGGUGGCUCUGCCCUCCUCUGCGGGCAGGAGGGACUGUGUCAGGGGCAGCGCGGCCGCCAGCGGUCAGGAGGGCCACACGGCCCCCGGGGAAGCACGCAAGACAGCCUUGCCCGGAGAGCUGAGCGCCGGGGAGGAGAGCAGCUCCGACUCAGAGCCCGGCUCGGCCUCACCGCCCGGCACCGCACAAAACCCGUCUGUGUCUGUCCAGACCAGCCAGGACUGGAAGCCCACCCGCAGCCUCAUUGAGCACGUCUUUGUCACCGAUGUCACUGCCAACCUCAUCACGGUCACGGUGAAGGAGUCCCCCACCAGCGUGGGCUUCUUCAACCUGAGACAUUACUGA
Messenger RNA from Neomonachus schauinslandi (Hawaiian monk seal), 1587 nucleotides. RefSeq names its product chromobox 2 (gene CBX2). Bases 1 to 1587 code for a protein of 528 amino acids. Gene Ontology annotation, biological process: negative regulation of transcription by RNA polymerase II. NCBI's taxonomy places the organism in Eukaryota, Metazoa, Chordata, Mammalia, Carnivora, Phocidae. Gene Ontology annotation, cellular component: heterochromatin; PRC1 complex. The transcript is spliced from 5 exons. The record is from RefSeq and is a predicted model, not a curated record.